GGCGGGUACUGCAUAGCCGACAGCGGGUUGGGUCGGCGGGCUGGCGAUGAUGUUCUUCCAAGGCUGGGACAUGUUGCAGCGUGCUGUCGCCGUCCUCGACGGGCAUUGCUCCGCGAGAUACACCGGCCAGUGGUUGCAAUUUGCCAAGGAGAUGUCUUUCUAGAUAGUGCCUGGGAUCUGCUAAGUCGGGGCAGACAAUGACUGGCGACUCGUAGGGAAGCAGCACGAUGCCUCUGACAUGGCAGGCGUGCCCUUGCCUGGAAUGCACCGACGUUUUGCGAUGCAUGUUCCACAACCACGCAUUUGCCUGGUCCCGCUUCAAUCCGUCUUCCACCUUGUACACCAUGGCAUUUGCUUGCAUAUUGUUUCCAUGGGACACCCUGGUGAGGUCUCGUUCACGGACACAUCUUGUUGCUGGUCGCCCAGCCGUACAUCAAUCAGCCGGGCAGUCCGCUUACCGCCACGAGCACGAUGCAACUCGCACCCAUCUGCGACCAUCCCCACACGUGCCAGCUCGAUCUGCUCUCUGAAUCGCCAACAAGCGAGCAGCAAGAUGGAGAUGAAGUCCUGCCUCGACGACGUACAUACGUACUUAGCGGCGUCAACCUCACGAACCCCACAGCCUCAACACUAGAGUUAGCGCGCGCAGGCGCUGCUGCAUCGGUUUGUAGGACAAGACCGACGCCAGUGCUUGGUUGGGCGGUUCGCGAUCGACUCCGCCAGGCAAAUGCCAGUUUCCCGCUCACUCAGCACCAAGCAAGUCCCGGGGUGGAUCCUCCGCGCACAAAGCAGGACGACGUACGCGCAACCCAUACCUAUGGUAGGUAUCGCAAUGGAGGGAGACUUGGGGCUGAGGGUGGUCCUGCCACGCACUGCCACCACCCACACCCUGCCGCCCGUUCUCGUCCAGGCAUCUUGGCUGCAGCAGCAUUGGUUGGCUGCCACUCCUCGGCGGCCAGAGCGGCGCGUUACAGUUUCGGGGCUUGCAUCGUGGGACCGCAAGUCAGCCCUUGCGCAGUGAGCUGAUCUGAGACGGCUGCCGGUCGCAAGUCUCGACAGCGCGGCUGCUCUAACGAACGAGGUCCAGCUCGCACUCAAGGGUGUUGGUUGUCGGUUGGUCUGGCGGCCUACCAAUCCUCGUCGAGGCCGUGAAGACAAUCUGCGGCCCUCUCAACUCUACAGGGCGGCCCAACAAAC
This is a messenger RNA of Microdochium trichocladiopsis, 1197 nucleotides long. RefSeq lists its product as uncharacterized. The record is from RefSeq and is a predicted model, not a curated record. The transcript has a single exon. Bases 472 to 1026 code for a protein of 184 amino acids. NCBI's taxonomy places the organism in Eukaryota, Fungi, Ascomycota, Sordariomycetes, Xylariales, Microdochiaceae.